CUUGCAAAGAUUCGAACGAAUUUCCCAUAAUCUGGCCACAGGACCGUUUGGAAGCACACCAGCAACAAACUGAGGAUAUUAAAAAGGCAAUCACCAAGAUUUUCACCUGUCAAAGGCAAGCCUUCAAACUUGUCAGCGAUCUUAGCCUUGCAAGAGAACAAACUCAACAAUUCUCGUCCUCGGCAUUCAUAUCUGAAGCGCAUGAGUGCCAGCAACUCGAAGCAGGCCACUUGUGGAUGCAACCAGUAAAGUACAUGGAUUUCGAACUCGGAGAAUCAAGCGAUACGGUCGUAUUCGGUACCGAGAAAGGGAUGGAAAUCAUGACGACUGUGUUGAAUACGAUAUUGGAAGGGAAAUUGCCGUUUUCAAACUUACAAAUUGAUCAAGCUCCAAGAAGAAAGAAGAUGAUCGAACUUGAGAGGCAGUUCCGGGUGACUGGCCCAGUAAGUGAGACGCUGAGCACGCUAGAGGAUAGUCAACUAGGCGCGUUAUUAGGGUUUAUUGGUCUCAGUCAAUCCCCAUUGGUGAUCAUACAAGAUGAAGAAGUCAAACGUUACUCGAAAA
Molecule: messenger RNA, 564 nt
Organism: Acaulospora colombiana
Lineage: Eukaryota; Fungi; Glomeromycota; Glomeromycetes; Diversisporales; Acaulosporaceae
Source: the annotation of a GenBank genome assembly